AUAAUUUCUCAAAACCAUUCCUCUUUGCUUGCGACACACCAACCUUUGCAACUUUUCGCCAACCUCACCCACCUUUCGCAUUCUCUUUCUCCAAAAUGGCUGCCUCGAAGCCCUCGACCAAGGGCAAAGGCUCGAAAGGGAAAUCCGGUCCAGCCAAGUCCGGCGCCAACAAGCCGAAAUCGAAAUCUUCAAAGCCUACCGGCAGCGCGCCCGAAGGAAUCUCGAAGCGCAAGCAGAAAUCCAUGUCGCUGGCUAAGCCUGGUGGCGCGCAAAAGACCAAGAGCUUGGUGUCCAAAGACGGCAAGAAGAAAAAGAGGGUCUAUUCAGAGAAGGAAUUGGAUAUCCCGGCCUUGAAUGGAAUAAUACCCGCGGGCAUUGCGAAACCAAAGGGUGUCAAGAAGGGGAAGAAGUUUGUGGAUGAUCCGGCUAGCAUGAUGGCCAUCAUGUCCGUCGUCAACGCCGAGAAAGAAGGGCACCUCGAGUCCAAGAUUGCAAAAGCCCGCCAGCUAGAAGAAAUACGCGAGGCCAAGCGGAAAGAGGCUGAGAGUAGGAAAUCAGACAAAGAUCAGGCGUUUGAGGAGAGGAAACAGGACCUCAAGAAGAAGAGGAAGAGGCAUAGUGAGCCUGGCGCUGGCGGUGGCAAGGGUGACGAGAGAGAAGGAGAUAAGAUCAAGGAGAAGGACAGGAAGUUCAAGGUUAGGAAGAGGGUUAGCUUUGGCUGAGGGGAGGUAGCUUGCGCGCGUGUGGACGAAGCUGUCACAGGGCAGGUACAGAUACGGACGCGGCACGUCCAGGCAGAGGCAGGAGCAUGAUGUGUGCGAACACGAUGGGGUCGACGUCGAGGGAUGAACAGCGCAAGAGCACAUGUCGAAGCAUAACAGCAAACUGUGCUCUUGGCGCAAGAACAAAAAAAGAGUGAGGUCUAAAGUGCUGUACAGGAUCUACGCAUAUCUAAAAGUCUAUGAUACCCCCAAAACAAGUUUUCACAAUCCAAUGC
Molecule: messenger RNA, 997 nt
Organism: Alternaria alternata
Lineage: Eukaryota; Fungi; Ascomycota; Dothideomycetes; Pleosporales; Pleosporaceae
Exons: 2
Coding region: 96-722 (208 amino acids)
Biological process (GO): ribosomal large subunit biogenesis; intracellular mRNA localization
Cellular component (GO): nucleolus; preribosome, large subunit precursor
Molecular function (GO): mRNA binding
Source: RefSeq, a predicted model, not a curated record